CCGUGCGGGACCGUGCGCUCGCGCCUGGCUUUUGUUCCCGGCGUCUGACUUCUGACGGGCAGGAGUGGCUGUGGAGGCGGCGGCGCGCGGCUGGGACCUGGGCCGGCGGCCACGGAGAGCCCUUGGCCCCUCCCGUGUUGGCCAUUUCCUGGGACUUGUGUCCGCAGGGGACUCGGGAGGCAUCCUCCCCCCACCGAUAGCCGCUGGGGAGGGGUCAGCGGCCGUCCUCGCCUGGCCGGACCCGGCUCCCCGCGGGCGGCAGGGGCGGCCAUGCGGCUGCGCGCCCUGACCCCCAGGCCACCGGGAGGGUUCGCGCGCGGAACCCGGUCGCGCCAGCGCCGGCGCCAGCCAGAAGAAUUAACCUCGAGUCUGCACACUUUUAAGAACAAGGCCUUUAAAAAAUCCAAAGUGUGUGGAGUUUGCAAACAAAUUAUUGACGGUCAAGGUAUUUUAUGCCGAGCCUGCAAGUAUUCCUGCCACAAGAAAUGUGAAGCCAAGGCUCCAGGGAGUUCCACACUGUCCAGUUCUCUCUGCCAUGAUAAACCUCUGUGGCUCGUCAUCCUGAGUCCCACCAUGGAGGAGGGCCAUGGGCUGGACCUCACUUACAUCACGGAGCGCAUCAUCGCCGUGUCCUUCCCCGCCGGCUGCUCCGAGGAAUCCUACCUGCACAACCUGCAGGAGGUCACGCGCAUGCUCAAGUCCAAGCAUGGGGACAACUACCUGGUAUUGAAUCUUUCAGAAAAGAGAUAUGACCUUACAAAGCUUAACCCAAAGGGCGGGAAAGGAUGCAUAGGAGUGGUCAUAUCAUCCUACAUGCAUUUCACCAACAUCUCAGCCAGCGCCGACCAGGCCCUUGACAGGAUUGCAAUGAAGAAGUUUUAUGAUGACAAAGUUUCAGCUUUAAUGCAGCCUUCCCAAAAACGGUACGUUCAGUUCCUCAGUGGGCUCCCGUCCGGAUCGGUGAAAAUGAAUGCCUCUCCCCUGUUCCUGCAUUUUGUCAUCCUCCACGGCACCCCCAACUUCGACACAGGUGGAGUGUGCCGGCCCUUUCUGAAGCUCUACCAAGCCAUGCAGCCUGUGUACACCUCCGGGAUCUACAACGUUGGCCCAGAAAACCCCAGCAGGAUCUGCAUCAUCAUCGAGCCGGCCCAGCUUCUGAAGGGAGAUGUCAUGGUGAAAUGCUACCACAAGAAGUACCGCUCGGCCACCCGUGAUGUCAUUUUCCACCUGCAGUUUCACACUGGGGCUGUGCAGGGCUACGGGCUGGUGUUUGGGAAGGAGGAUCUGGACAAUGCCAGCAAAGAUGACCGUUUUCCUGACUAUGGGAAGGUUGAAUUAGUCUUCUCUGCCACGCCUGAGAAGAUUCAAGGGUCCGAACACUUGUACAACGACCACAGUGUGAUUGUGGACUACAACACAACAGACCCACUGAUAUGCUGGGACUCGUACGAGAACCUCAGUGCAGAUGGAGAAGAGCGCAAGAAUAGAAGACACUUCUCUGCACCCCAAAAGCUCCAUGCUGAUUGCGAGGAGGAAAUGCUGGAUGGAGGGGUUCCUGGAACUACUGUGAGGGUUUCUUUUGAUUUCUCCUGCUUAGAAAUGGUGAGAGAACUUUGGAUGUGGAAUGUGGAGUAGGAGGAACACGAAGUGAGGUUGUGCACUUGGGGUGGUCAGCACUGCGGAUGCCCAGCAAAGGCACUGCCUGGUCCACAUCCCGGAGGGGUUUCUGCACCCUAGUCGGCAUCGCAGCUGAUGGUGAAACUUUUGGUGUGGCAGAAGAGUGUCCACAAACUUCGGAAGGUAUCCGCUGCAUCCUCCAUAGCCGUGUAUCCCUGCCGAGGGCGAUCAUCUCGGGGAGCGGAAAGUACUGCUCAUGGGCCAGGGCUGGCUGGCUGGAGCCACUUGCGCGGCGCAGCCCUGGCAGAGGUUCAGGCAGCCCAGGUGUCGCAAGCGGCUGUGAGUGAUGCCUCCUUGGGGCCGGAGGGGUCCCAGGAAGGCUGCAGACCAGGGCUGACGAGCGGGCAGCAUGGUGGCCGCGAUGGAAGGUGACAAGGUUAGCAGCGCCAGGGGGCCCAUCAGAGCCCGAGCCCGGGCAUCCCGCAUCUCCAGCAGCACCACGGGUAGGCCUGGCGCUGGUGACGUGGCGGCCGGUGCACAAGGCCCACGACCCAGUCCCAGAGGCCAGCCCAUCGUCAGAUAACUUCAGGAACCCCGGGCCAGCUGAGGCCCCAGGCCCCACAGGCAAGACAAAGGGCAGAGGCUCCGCAGGCGGGGCCGAGAGCCGGCAGCGAAGGCCUGGCUCCACCGCCGCGGAGCUCGCAGGGCACAGCAGGCACCGGGCAGCGACCAGGGCUUCCAGAGGAGGUUGUGCACCCCCGCAAAGGCUCCUGCCCGGCGUCCAGCCUAUCCGCGGGGACUCCACGUGCACCUCCUCCUCAUUUCCUUGUCUAGGGCCGCGGCAAGGUCCUCGCUACCAUGGCGUGACUCCGGGGGCGCAGGAGCCUAGGCUGAGCAGGUGGAGUAGGGUGAGCACCGCCAAGAACCCAGCGAGAGUGGCGCCCCAGGGCGGCACAGGAGGCCGCAUUUAACGUGUCAAUCAUCUCAAAGAUUUUAUGGCAUCUUUUUUUUGACAUCUUAUAAUAUCGAUAAUGUCUAUUAUAUCUUGUGAUAUAAUUAUUAACACCACUUCAUUGUGAUUAUUAUGAUUAUUUUUAUACCAACACAUCUUCAAUUAUUAACAUUCCCAGUUGCUAGAGAAAAAUGAAAACGACUAGUUUUGAAAGCCUUACGUCUGCCAAUGGAAGCACAUUCCAGCAUGUCGCCAACGCAAUCCACUUUCCACCACUUUCACAAGAAACGUUACUGCACAAUUAUACUAUCCUACCCUUAU
Molecule: messenger RNA, 2890 nt
Organism: Pongo pygmaeus (Bornean orangutan)
Lineage: Eukaryota; Metazoa; Chordata; Mammalia; Primates; Hominidae
Product: tensin-3-like
Exons: 16
Coding region: 271-1635 (454 amino acids)
Cellular component (GO): focal adhesion
Source: RefSeq, a predicted model, not a curated record